Seminavis robusta is the source of this 1824-nucleotide messenger RNA. NCBI's taxonomy places the organism in Eukaryota, Bacillariophyta, Bacillariophyceae, Naviculales, Naviculaceae. The record is from the annotation of a GenBank genome assembly.
AUGGCAGGAGCUCCACCCAUCAAGAAUCUUCCCAAAGCGCAUGCCCUCCACGACAAGCAGGUAUCUGGCGAGCCCUACGAUUACAUUAUUGUCGGCGGUGGGUUGGCCGGUUGUGUCUUGGCCGAACGAUUAUCCCAAUCGGGCGACAAGCGCAUCUUGGUAUUGGAAGCGGGAAGACCCGAUUACAACAAUCUUCAAAUUCGAAUCCCCGCCGGUAUUCUGCGUCUCUUUCGCAGCCAAUACGAUUGGCAAUACGAAAGUGCCAGAGAAGCGCACUGCGAAGGACGCAAUCUAUACUUGCAACGCGGCAAAGUCUUGGGAGGAUCUUCCUGUACCAAUGCAUGCUUGUAUCAUAGAGGGUCGGCCCAAGAUUACAAUGAUUGGAAGGUUCCGGGAUGGACCGCCAACGACGUCUUGCCCUUUUUCAAGCUGUCUCAAAAAGAUACCACCGGUAUGAUGUCCACCGAGUAUCAUGGAACCAAGGGAAAAUGGACCAUGAGUCAUGUUCGGUAUCAAAAUCCACUCAGCAAACGUUUUUUGCAAGUUGGAAAAGCUGCUGGAUUGGGCGUCAAUGACGACUUUAACAACUGGUCCCGACCUCAAACGGGUGUGGGACGCUUUGCUGUAUCCGAAACCAAUGGAGAACGAUGUUCGGGAGCCACUGCCUUUUUGUCCAAGGCCAUGAAACGAAAAAAUGUUGUGGUGCAAUCGGGAUGCAUGGUCCGACACAUUGAUUUUGAUUCGGCCAAGAAUGCCAUUGGUGUGACCUACAAUCUCAUGGGAGAUGAUACUUUCAAGAACUUUUGUGCCAAUCUGAAACCAGGCGGUGAAGUGAUUGUCACGGCCGGGGCCAUUGCGUCGCCACAACUGCUCAUGUGCAGUGGAAUCGGUCCUCGCAAACACUUGACCAGUCAUGGGAUCCACGUCAUACACGACAAUCCCAACGUAGGAUGCAAUCUACAAGAUCAUCCAGCCGCGGUGGUAUCCUUUCAAACGUCCAAAAGGGGCAUCAGUGUGACUUCCAAACUACGGCUGUUUGGCAAGACCAAUCCUUUGCCACUUCUCAAGUGGCUUCUAUUCAAACGAGGAUUGCUCACUUCGACUGGAUGUGACCAUGGUGGAUUUGUCAGAACAAACGCUGCUACGGGCACACAACCACAACCAGACUUGCAGCUGCGUUUCUUGGCUGCCAAGGCACUGGGACCAGACGGAAUGACGACCUUUACGCAGUUUCGAAACACCAAAAAUCAUGAAGAUGGAUAUUCCAUUCAAUGUAUUGCGUGCCGGGCACGCAGCCAAGGCACGGUUCGAUUGGCAUCGUCCAAUACCAUGGUGAAACCAAUCAUUCAGGUUGGAUACUUUUCCAAUCCACAAGAUUUAGCCACCCUCCGCGAAGGAAUCAAACUAGGACGACAAUUGUGCAAUCAUCCCGAAUGGGGCGACGACUAUCGUGGUACCGAAGUCUAUCCAGGCCCGCAAGUGAGAACCAAUGAGGAGAUUGAAGCGUACAUUCGACGUACCGUCCAUACAUCCAAUGCCCUGACGGGAACCUGCAAGAUGGGCCUUGGAAACGAUUCCGUAGUCGACCCGCAGCUGCGAGUGCGAGGUGUUCAAGGAGUCCGUGUCGCCGAUAGCUCGAUUCUGCCAGUGAUUCCAGGAGGUCAAACGGCCACUCCUACCGUCAUGGUUGCAGAACGAGCGGCUCAUUCCAUUUUGGAGGAGGCAACCUCUACAACACUUGACGACAGCACCAAAGAAGAGGCCUCCUCGAUUGCGUCCGAAGAGGCAUCCACAGAGGAGCCCGUGAUGGCUGCAACUAGCUAA